AUGAGUCUGUUCUCUGCGCUGUAUGAGAGCCGCUGGCUGUUGGUUUGCGCCACUCUAGUGGCCUACCUGGUCUACAAAGUCUGGGUGUACCGCCGACUCAGCGCCUUCAAAGGCCCGUUUGGUUCGGGAUGGUCCGAGCUGUGGCAUUCGGCCACCACGAUUAGCACCGAUGCGCAUGCUAAAUACAAGGAAGCAUGUGACAAGUAUGGGCCCAUCGCCCGGGUUGGCCCGAACGACCUGGUUACUUGCUCCGUGGAGCUCCUCACUCAUAUGAGUGCGGCCCGUUCCCCAUAUUCACGGUCUGUUUGGUUUGCGCGGGGAACACGGACCAGACCGGGAGAAGACCAUCUAUUCAGUGAGACGAAUGAGAAUAUUCACACACGCAGGCGGCAGCAAAUGGCAAUGGGCUACUCGGGAAAGGAGAAUCUUGAGCUCGAGGAUACGGUCGACGUGUAUAUCAAAAAGCUGAUACAACUCAUUCGGACCAAAUAUCUGUCCACCCCUGACUCCGCACAACCGUUCGACUUUGGGCAGAAAGCCCAAUACCUCGCCGUCGACGUUAUCAAUGACGUCGGCCUCGGCGCGCCUCUUGGAGACCUCGACACGGACAGCGACCAGUUCCGGUACAUCGAGACGACCGAAGCAGGCAUGAAGCUAGGGAGGCUCUCCGUAUCCCUAGGUCUGGUCUUUCUCCUACAAAGCCCCUGGAUAGCCCGCCUUUUCGGGUCGUCCGGGAAAGACGGGCUCCGCUUCGCCUGGCCGCUGCGGCACGCGCGGGCGCGCAUCAACGAGCGGCUCCGGCACGACACCGAGAAACGGUCCGACAUGCUCGCGUCGUUUGUGCGGCACGGCCUAACCGCCGAGGAGCUGGUCAACGAGUCCAUCUUGCAGCUGGUCGCGGGCUCCGACACCACCUCCACCGCGAUCCGCUCCAUUUUCCUGUACCUGCUGACCCACCCGUGCGUGUACGCCGCGCUGCAGGCCGAGAUCGACGCCGCGGUCGCGGAUGGUACCGCCCCGCCUGCUCCCGGCAUCAUCUCGGAGACGGCGGCGAGGAGCUUGCCGUACUUGCAGGCGUGCAUCAAGGAGGGGAUGCGUGUGCACGCGCCCGCCGGCAGCCCGUUUCCCAAGAGGGUGCCCGACGGAGGGGACACGGUCGUGGUGGAUGGGAAACCGGUAUUUCUGCCUGGAGGUACCAACGUUAGUGUCGCGAUGUUUGCCUUGCAGCUAAACAAGGGGAUCUUUGGUGACGACGCGCAAGAAUUCCGUCCCGAGAGGUGGCUCCUCGAGAAGGACGAGAAGAAGCUGGCCGUUAUGAACCGCACGCACGACCUGAUCUUUGGGUAUGGCAAGUACCAAUGUCUCGGGAAGCCGAUUGCGUUGAUGGAGAUCAAUAAGGCCAUGUUCGAAGUAAGCAGCGUCAUAUUCUCCUGGGUAAGGGCAAAAGACUGA
Messenger RNA from Chaetomium fimeti, 1452 nucleotides. Its product is annotated as cytochrome P450. The record is from RefSeq and is a predicted model, not a curated record. Bases 1 to 1452 code for a protein of 483 amino acids. The transcript is spliced from 3 exons. Gene Ontology annotation, molecular function: monooxygenase activity; heme binding; oxidoreductase activity, acting on paired donors, with incorporation or reduction of molecular oxygen. Lineage: Eukaryota; Fungi; Ascomycota; Sordariomycetes; Sordariales; Chaetomiaceae.